GCUCAGGGUCCCAUUGUGUUUCUGCUGAGUGCCAGCAGGAAACAGGUGGACACCACUCACAUUGGCUCAUUCAUGGAGCAUUAAUAAGAAGACUGUUCCCUGAGGGGCAGGAGGGUGUUGGGAGGCCAGGAGGGAGGGUGAACUGCCCCUGGGUAGUCCAGGAACUCCGCUCACCUCUAGCCUCAAGCAGGAAGGGAAGGCACCCUCACCAGAACCCAGGGGCAAAGAGGACUGUUGGGUGAGCCACCUGGCAGGAGCUGCAUGGGACCUUCAGUGGACGAACCAAGCAGCCCAUGGGAGCCCCCCCAGGGAGGCAGCCAGGAAAACAACCCCCUGUUCAUCCUCACUCUCCUCCUGCUCUCCAUCUCCUUCUGGUACUCCACACUGGAUUAACGCAAGUGGAAGCCAGAAAGCAAACAAAAACCUUAAUAAGGGAUCGCUCAGGUCAGCCCUCCAAGGCAAGAAGAUUCUGGAGGGACAAAGGGACAACAAAGUUUUCAGCACAGUCCAAACUUAGCAUUGAUUGACACAUGGUUCUCAAGGAGCUGGCAGGCCGAGGUUACAGUUCCGUGUUUAGAACUUGAUAAAAUGGUAAAAGGGCGGCUCAGGUUAAGGAAGCCCAGCAUCCUCCCAGUGCCCUCCCAGCGCCCCAGGCUUUUUCUGCCCACAGCCCUUCUGUGGGCCAAUAGAUUCCUUCUCUCCCACACAUCCCAUCUCCAGGCACUGCCUGCGGCCGCAGCUGCCCUAAAAUUCCUGGGAAGACCUUGGGAGAGGGUUCCACUCCUCUCUCAGACUGUGGCAGGAGGAGCAGGGCCCUCCCUUGGGACCCCAGAAUCCAAGCAUCCCGAGGAUGGAGAAGAGCAAACAUCUCUUCUUGGGUAAUGCAGAUGUUUGGGAGCUUCUGGGACCGGAGCACAGGGCCUGUGAGGUCACACUCGGGGUCGGGUCACAGCAGUGCCAUGCUGAUGGGAAGAGAGAGAGGAAAACCCAGAAAAUGGGCUUGCCCACUGGGUCACAGUCAGGAAGACAGGGGUUCAGAACGGACAUGGUUUCCGGGUAACCUUCCAGGAGGCAAAGUGGAAGCAAGUGCCUGGCUCAGAUGUGUUCUGGGGCCUGGAAUCAUCCCUGAAAUACCAGUGUCCAGGAAGGGAAGGCCGACUGGGAGCGGCUGGGCUCCAGUAGUGCUGAAUAGGGCAGGGCUGAGACCCAGCAGGCCAAGGCUGCCUGGCAAUCCCUGUGGUCUUGAACCACACUGUCAUGAAGCGGACCAGGAUGACCUGGUGCCAGACGUCACCCGCCCCAGCCCAGGCCCAGUCUGCCCUCAGCAGCCAAGGCACACCCUGCCCUCAGAGGCACACCACAUCUCCUCACCCACCCUUCUCCCUGUCUGGUGAGGAGGGAAGAGUUGGGUGAAUGUGGCUGAAUUAGACAUGCAAAAUCUGAUUCACAUUCCACAGACCACAGAAGUGAAAUCUCCAAAUUUUGCAACUAGCUUGGAAAGAAAAUUGGGGCCAAUUUCUUUUGAAGGAAACAGAAAGUGUGUGGUCAAACUAUGAGCCUACAGUGCUGAGACAGGACAGGCUGGGCUUUCCCCCGGACACGGUCAGCACCCAAUGUCCUGGUGUAUCUCAGGACAACCUGUUGGCUGCUUACACAGGUGGGGGCCUGAGGCCCUGGCCAGAAACUCAGCCUGGGGACACCUGAGCAAAGAACUGGAGGACAUCGGGGUCUCCUCCAGAUAUCAGCGGUCUGGGGGUCCCCAGAGAGCCAGGCUACCAGAUACUCGUUUACCCAUCUGUCCUUCACACUGAGGUUUGAUAUUGCAUGGAUAAGGGCCCUAUCACCGACCAGGCUGAAGCCUGGAACUCCUGUGUGAUGGGAAGGGAGGCAGAAGCUCAGGAGGCUGAGUGCGGCCCAGGUGCCAGGGGAGGGAUGGAGACCCUGGUCUCCCACUUUGGAGGAGCCAGAGGUGAGCAAGGUAACUGCCUGGGGCGUGCCUUCACCCCAUAACUACCAGACCCACUGCCUUCUGGAAGUGGGAUCUCCCCAGGUCCUGUGUAGAUGCCUCUCAGCCAAGACCUUCCCUAAAUUUUCCAGCACCAGCUCUAUCAAACUGGCUGUGGGGGUCCUGCCAAUGCGGUUAUGGGGCACUGACAUCAGUAGGGUUCACACAGGGGUCUUUCCAGCCAGCCCCUCCCACCACAGUUCAGGUCCUCCUUGUUACUUCUCUCCUCAGUUUCCCCCAAAUUCCCUAGUCUUGCCUUAAGACUGCUGCAAAAUUCCUCUUUCAAAACCCUCACUCAGGCCAGGCAUGGUGGCUCACGCCUAUAAUCCCAGCACUUUGGGAGACGGAGGCGGGCAGAUCACUUGAGGCCAGGAGUUUGAGACCAGCCUGGCCAACAUGGCAAAACCCCGUCUCUACUAAAAAUACAAAAAUUAGCCAGGCGUGGUGACGUGAGCCUGCAGUCCCAGUUACUUGGGAGGCUGAGGCAGGAGAAUAGCUUGAACAGGGAGGCAGAGGUUGCAGUAAGCUUAGAUAGCGCCACUGCACUCCAGCCUAGGCAACAGAGCGAGACUCCAUCUCAAAAAAAUAAAUAAAUAAAAUACCCUCACUCUGCUCAUCCCCUGCCUGAAUGUGUCCGCAACAGGUGGGGUCCCCACGACCCACUCUCCCAGGGGGGACUCGCCCAAGGCUACCCUUGAACACCCUGCAGGAUGUUACAGAGGCCCUGGGGAGAGUGUACGCACCCUCCAAGUAUGACAUUGCCCACACACCGCAGACCCAGCAGGCCAGACAGGGACUGCCUGGAGGAGAGCCCGCAGUUCCUCUCCCCUGUGCAAGGACGUCUUCUCUUGAUCAGAAUCCUCCAUCCAAACUAGCGCAGCAAUGCAGCAAGGACUGUUCCUUCUGGAUGACUCACACUGAUGUUCAACCGUCUCUAUUCCAAACCCACCAGAGGACACAGAGGGCCUUGGAGCCAACAACACAAACCACAGCUGGAGGCUAGAAAUCUGAACUCAAGGUACCGGCAGGGCCAUGUUCCCUCUGAAGACUCCAGGGAAGGGUCCUUCCUUCCUCUUCUACGGCCCUGGCGGCUCCCAGGAGCCCUUGGCGUUCCUUGGCUUGUAGCCACAUGGCUCAUUUUGCCUCUGUCUUCACCUGGCCAGCUUUUCCCUGUGUCUCUCUCUUCUCAUGACACCAGUCAUACUGGAUCAAUGGCCCACCCUACACCCGUAUAACCUCAUCUUAAUGAAUAUCUGCAAUGACCACAUUUCCGAGUAAGGGCAUGAUCUGAGGGGCUGGCGGUUCAGACUUCAACCUAUCUCUGGGGGACACAAUUCAACCUAUAACAGCAUGGUUUACAGUAGAAGGUGAGCAUGGGACAUGCCCCCAUCCCCCCUCUCAUUCUUUCUCCACCGUUUACCUCCUGCAAUGAAAACCCGCAUCCGGAUCAGGGACGGUGGCUCACGCCUGUAAUCCCAACACUUUGGGAGGCUAAGGUGGGCAGAUCACCUGAAAUCAGGAGUUCAAGACCAGCCUGGCCAACAUGGUGAAACCCUGUCUCUACAAAAAUUUGCCAGGAAUGAGGGUGGGCACCUGUAAUCCCAGCUACUCAGGAGGCUGAGGUGGGAGAAUGGCUUGAACCUGGGAAGCAGACAUUGCAGUGAGCCAAGAUCCUGCCAUUGCACUUCAGCCUGGGCAACAGAGCUCCAUCUCAAAAGAAAAGAAAAGGAAAGAAGGAAGAAAGGAAAAAAGGAAGGAAGGAAAGAGGGAGGAAGGAAGUGAGGGAAAGAAAAUCAUAUCCCAGGUCAGGUGCAGUCGCUGUAAUCCCAGCUUGUAAUCCCAGCACUUUGGACUUUGGGAGGCCAAGGCGGGCAUAUAGCCUGAGUUUAGCAGUUCAAGACCAGCCUGGCCAACAUAGUGAAACCUUAUCUCUACUAAGAAUACAAAAAUUAACCAGGCCUGGUGGUGGGUGCCUGUAGUCCCAGCUGCUCCAGAGGCUGAAGCAGGAGAAUUGCUUGAACUUGGGAGGCAGAGGUUGCAGUGAGCUGAGAUCCCACCACUGCACUCCAGCCUAGGUGACAAAGUGAGGCUCCGUCUCCGGGAGCCCAGGGCAUUGAGCAGACCUGGCAUUAUUUGCAGCAAGAGCCUCUGGCAUCCAAAUAGCAAUCAACACCAUGGCUCUGUAGCAGGCUGUACAGCCUCCUCUCCGGUCGGUGGCUCCCCGUUUGAGUCCUGCCCUAUGCCCAGCUGAGGUUAUAGCAUGCCCACCUCCAGAAGAAGUAACCCACACUUCUCACUGGAGAUCAACUCUGUCCCCACUCAGGGCACUUCUCCCAGCUGCCAGACAAUAGCUCCAACUGAUGUCAAAAAAAUACAGGGCUGGAGGCUGGUGUGCAAAGUCAGUUCCCACAGGCCUAGGGUGGCCCAUAAGCCACGUGUGCCCCUGCUCUUCACCUCCACACUUAAGAAGUGCAGGCCGGGCACAGUGGCUCAUGCCUGUAAUCCCAGCACUUUGGGAGUGUAGGAAGGGGAGGAUCACCUGAGGUCGGGAGUCUGAGACCAACUUAGCCAACAGGGUGAUGGCUAAUCCAAAAACAUUAGCCGGGCAUGGUGCCGCGCACCCAUAAUCUCUGUUACUCAGGAGGCUGAAGCAGGAGAAUAAGUUGAACCAGAGAGGCAGAGGUUGCAGUGAGGCAAGAUCGCACCAAUGCACUCCAGGCUGGGAGACAGAGUGAGACUCCGUCUCAAAAAAAAAGGUGCCGGUACCUCUCUUCAGCUCUCCUCUCUCUACACACCCCUGAAACAGUCCCUCUGUAAAGCACCCGUCCUGUUCCUUGGUAACCUGAAGCUGCUUACAGAAUGUGGAGAUGCCGGUAAUGGAAAGGGCGGCCCAGGUCACAGAGCCCCUGAGCUUUGCUACUGGCAACCCCAGACACACUCCCCAUCCUCUGUCACCAGGAGCUGCCGGGUGCCUGGGAUAUCCUGGCAGCUCUGCUCAAAAUGAUCCACGACUUCUUGAAUUCAUUUGGCUCCUCCUCCGGGCCAAGGUGUCACAGGUUAAGAAGGCCCGCCCCGCCUUCAGGAGCCGUCCACUGGGAGAUGUGUGCUGCGCUCUCCCCUGGUGGGACGUUCUGGGUACAGCCCAACAGGCCAGGGUGAUCCAGGGUCAAAGUCCCCGCACCAGCCAGAGGCCCUAAAACACCUCAGCUCACUUGUGCUGCAAGACGAGUGUGGGUUGGUUAAUAAAACUAUGUUCAGAUGAGCUCCGGCCGGGUGCCUUAGCAGAAGCGGAACUGUCUGGGCGCUAUUCGCGGAGGCGCAGCCCAGGGGUCCCCAGUUCCCCGCCUCACCAACUGGGGACCGCCCACGGCCCGGAGCUCGGGCGCCGCCUGCUGUCGCGCUGCGCAGCGGCUACGGGAACGCGGGGCGCGCUUCCCUGGGGGCAACCAAGCCCGCAGCUGGCGACCACAGGGGACCGGAAGAUGUGGCCCACGCCCACGGAGCCGGGCCGGUGUUGCUCGGGGAGGCCGUCGUCCCUUGGCGCCAACUCCGCGGCUCUGCGCACCCUCGGGGAACAACCAGCUCCUGCCGGUGGCGUCGAGGGGGCGGCGGGAAGGAGGGAGGAGCCUGCGGGGUCCUGGUCUAGGGAGGGGAGGAGUGGGCGGGGCAGUUCCUGCGCUCUCCCUCGCCUGCGGGCCGGCCGUGCUCACCUCUCGUCUGGGGACAUGACGGGCACGGCAGGCGCCACUGCCACCCGGGAUGAAGAGGCCCCCAAGCGCUCCCCGCCCUGCAGUCCGAGCUACGACCUCACGGGCAAGGUGAUGCUUCUGGGAGACUCAGGCGUCGGCAAAACAUGUUUCCUGAUCCAAUUCAAAGAUGGGGCCUUCCUGUCCGGAACCUUCAUAGCCACUGUCGGCAUAGACUUCAGGAACAAGCUGGUGACCGUGGAUGGCAUGAGAGUGAAGCUGCAGAUCUGGGACACUGCCGGGCAGGAACGGUUCCGAAGCGUCACCCAUGCUUAUUACAGAGACGCUCAGGCCUUGCUUCUGCUGUAUGACAUCACCAACAAGGCUUCCUUUGACAACAUCAGGGCCUGGCUCACUGAGAUUCAUGAGUAUGCCCAGAGGGAUGUGGUGAUCAUGCUGCUAGGCAACAAGGCGGAUAUGAGCAGCGAAAGAGUGAUCCGUUCAGAGGACGGAGAGACCCUGGCCAGGGUAAGUGACUGUCUGUGGGACAGGGUGAAGGGUGGGGGCAGCCGGAGGCUGACCCUGAGGACACACUUUCCCGGGCAGGAGUACGGAGUUCCCUUCCUGGAGACCAGCGCCAAGACGGGCAUGAACGUGGAGUUAGCCUUUCUGGCCAUCGCCAAGGAGCUGAAAUACCGGGCCGGGCAGUCAGCGGAUGAGCCCAGCUUCCAGAUCCGAGACUAUGUGGAGUCCCAGAAGAAGCGCUCCAGCUGCUGCUCCUUCGUGUGAAUCCCAAGGGGCAGAGAGGAGGCUCCGGAGGCCCAGGGGAUGCAACCAUCCCCCACAGGCCUGGCUUAUUCCAAGCGCCUGAGCCAAUGGGGAGAAAGAUGGAGGACCCAGUACACAGCCCGUUCCUGCCAGGGAGCAGUACUCCAGCUCCUGCUUGAGUUCCUGCAGUCUCCCCAGCCACGGGGAGGGUAAAACACUUAGCUUUUAUUUUAAUAGUACAUAAUUUAGUACCAAAAACAGCACCUAGAUGCCCAGAAAACCAAGGCUGGGACCUGGUGCCCCUUUUGCUUUCUAGGACUUGGGGGGUUGGGCCUCCCUCCUAGACAUAACAAAGGUGGUGAUGUUAUGUCCCCAGCUCUGCCCCAGGGGACACAGAUGCACUUUGGGGGUGAGGGCAGGUGCCCUCAGUUCAGCUGGAGAGAGGUUGAGCUGACCGCAGUCUUCACUGGCUCCUGCUCUACAGGAGCUUAUCUGCGCCCCAUCCCCCAAAUACGUUAGCCUUUGUGCUGUGAGGGAGACCAAAGCCUGAGGGACGUUAAGAGAUAUGGGAGAUGGGAGGGGGAAGCCAAAGAGCAGAAACUAGGGUCUGGCUGGCGACCUCUGGCCUUACUAACACCCCCCUGGAGGUGUGCCCCCUUUCUCCAGCACACAGCACAUUGGGGCACCUGGAAAUACUGGUUCCAGGCUCCUGUUCUCUGGACCUCAGAUCCUGGGGAAGCUCCUUCUUGCUGAACCCCUGGCUUAGCUAUCUUUCUGCCUGUGCCCCUAAAAACCUCAGGUCAGAACUAGGAAAAGACUUUUGCUUUUUAUUUUUUUUGAGAUGGAGUCUCGCUCUGUCACCUAGGCUGGGGUGCAGUGGUCCAAUCUCUGCCCACUGCAAGCUGUGUCCCCUGGGGCUUAAGUGAUCCUCCCAUCUCAGCCUCCCAAGUAGCUGGGAUUACUGGUGUGCACCACAAUGCCUGGCUGAUUUUUGUAGUUUUUGUAGACACAGGGGGUUUUGCCAUGUUGCCUAGGCUAGUCUUGAACUCCUGAGCUCAAGCAACCUGCCGGCCUAGGGUGGGAUUACAGGCAGGAGCCACCACGCCCAGCCUAGAUGUUUCUUCUUAUCCCAAUCCUUUGGCAGGCAUGCAGCUCCACAGGCGAUUUCUUCAAACAGCUGAAGUGUUUAGCUUUCCUGGGUUAAGAGCCAGAUAAGGAGAAAUCCCUUUCCUAGGUUUGGAAUGUGUUGUGAACAAAAAGAGAAAUUCCUGGCUCCUGGAGCUAGUGGGAGACGAGACUUAGCAAACCCCACCCGACAUUCAUCCCUUUAAACCCAAGCUCUGCCUCCUCCCUGACCACCCAUACAUUUUUUUUUUUUUUUGGAGACUUGUCUCACUCUGUUGCCCAGGCUGGAGUGCAGUGUUGCGAUCACAGCUCCUGGGUUCAAGCGAUUUUCCUGCCUCAGCCUACCAAGUAGCUGGGACUAUAGGCACAUGCCACCACGCCUGGCUAAUUUUUUGUAUUUUAGUAGAGAUGGGGUUUCACCGUGUUGCCCAGGCUGGUCUCAAACUCCUGAGCUCAGGCAAUCCACCCACCUCGGCCUCCCAAAGUGCUAGGAUUACAGGCAUGAGCCACCAUGCCUGGCCACCUUUUUUUUAACUUCUCAAACAGAUACCGGGCCUAAACUGCUUUACCUCCCCUCCUACUCUGUCGGGUUAGGGAGUGGGAGGUCACCCAUGAACGAAUUAAACCAAUGCAGUAUGUGUAAAACAAGGCCAUGUGGGUACGUCUGGGGUAGAGAGAGGGGUAGCAAGGAGUUGCUGUGGCCUCCUUGGUCACGUCUCCCAAAGCCCUGACCCCUGCCAUUGGAAGUGGACAGGAGACAUGAGGUCAUGACCUACAGGCACCUUUUCUGCAGCUCUGUAGGCCUGGGGAGGGGGAGAUAGGGAGGAAGAAGUAGGUGCUGCACAUUUCUAAGGCUACUGCAUUUGCUUUCAAGGCAGAAAUCUUGCUCUGAGCAGUCAGCAGCUCCAAUUUGGGCCUGAUAAGGAAGUUCUCCAUGGCCUCUCCCAGGCACAGCAGGGAGGAGCCUGACAUUGCCAGUCUCUUCUGGGGCCCAAGGCAGGUUGCAGGAGAUCCAAUCACUUAGAGAGCUCUGGGCCUCUUGCAUUUGAGUUUUUCAGAAUUAAAUUGCAGUAUUUUGGAAAGCA
Messenger RNA from Callithrix jacchus (white-tufted-ear marmoset), 8669 nucleotides. It is a transcript of the gene RAB37, whose product is annotated as RAB37, member RAS oncogene family. Gene Ontology annotation, molecular function: GTP binding; GTPase activity. NCBI's taxonomy places the organism in Eukaryota, Metazoa, Chordata, Mammalia, Primates, Cebidae. The record is from RefSeq and is a predicted model, not a curated record.